Molecule: messenger RNA, 5608 nt
Organism: Megalops cyprinoides (Indo-Pacific tarpon)
Lineage: Eukaryota; Metazoa; Chordata; Actinopteri; Elopiformes; Megalopidae
Gene: tnika
Product: TRAF2 and NCK interacting kinase a
Exons: 32
Coding region: 322-4362 (1346 amino acids)
Biological process (GO): protein phosphorylation
Molecular function (GO): protein kinase activity; ATP binding
Source: RefSeq, a predicted model, not a curated record
UCUGUGCGCUUUCGCUGCCCUAUAUCAUUGUAGCGUACGCUCAGUUCAAGCGACAUGCAUACAGUGCAAAAGAUGUGCUUACUACAUACAUCAGUGAAACACCUUUAGGACUGCAGAGCCGUUGCAUUUUAUCGGUAUUGUCAGAUAUCGAGAGGGGUUUUUCUUUUUUUGUCUCUCAGUCCACGCAGACAGCAUCAGUGGGAAGUGUUACUACCGAGAAGAUCCAGACCAGUGACCAAAAGGGAUUUUUGGUCUGGGUCUGCAGGCUAAUUUGCGGCGCGUGCUAUUUCUUUUAUUCCGAAUUCCGGUGGUAAGCUAGACAUGGCGAGCGACUCUCCGGCUCGAAGCCUGGAUGAAAUAGACCUCUCGUCGCUGAGGGACCCCGCCGGGAUCUUUGAACUCGUGGAGCUGGUGGGAAAUGGGACGUAUGGACAAGUGUACAAGGGUCGCCAUGUCAAGACGGGCCAGCUCGCUGCCAUCAAGGUCAUGGAUGUCACCGGGGACGAGGAGGAGGAGAUCAAACAGGAGAUCAACAUGCUGAAGAAGUACUCCCACCACCCCAACAUUGCCACCUACUAUGGCGCCUUCAUCAAGAAGAACCCCCCGGGCAUCGACGACCAGCUCUGGCUGGUGAUGGAGUUCUGUGGUGCCGGCUCAGUGACAGACCUGAUCAAGAACACGAAGGGGAACUCGCUGAAGGAGGAGUGGACGGCCUACAUCUGCCGGGAGAUCCUCAGGGGUUUGACUCACCUCCACCACCACAAAGUCAUCCACCGGGACAUCAAAGGCCAGAACGUCCUGCUGACUGAGAACGCAGAGGUCAAACUAGUGGAUUUCGGUGUGAGCGCUCAGCUGGACCGCACCGUGGGACGCAGGAACACGUUCAUCGGCACGCCGUACUGGAUGGCACCCGAGGUCAUCGCCUGCGAUGAAAACCCAGACGCCACGUACGACUUCAAGAGCGACCUAUGGUCCUUAGGAAUCACAGCCAUUGAAAUGGCCGAAGGAGCUCCACCCCUGUGUGACAUGCACCCGAUGAGGGCCCUGUUUCUGAUCCCCCGAAAUCCAGCGCCCCGACUCAAGUCCAAGAAGUGGUCCAAGAAGUUCCAGUCUUUCAUUGAGAGCUGCCUGGUGAAGAACCACGGGCAGCGGCCCAGCACUGAGCAGCUCCUCAAACACCCUUUCAUCCGGGACCAGACCAACGAGAGGCAGGUCCGCAUCCAGCUCAAGGACCACAUCGACCGCACCAAAAAGAAGCGGGGGGAGAAAGAUGAGACAGAAUAUGAGUACAGCGGGAGUGAGGAAGAGGAGGAGGAGAAUGACAUGGGCGAGCCCAGCUCUCUCAUCAACAUCCCCGGGGAGUCGACCCUGAGGCGGGACUUCCUGCGCCUGCAGCUAGCCAAUAAGGAGCGGUCGGAGGCCCUGCGCAGACAGCAGCUGGAGCAGCAGCAGAACGAGGAGCACAAGCGCCAACUGCUGGCGGAGAGGCAGAAGCGCAUCGAGGAGCAGAAGGAGCAGAGGCGGAGGCUGGAGGAGCAACAGCGUCGGGAACGGGAGCUCAGGAAGCAGCAGGAGCGCGAGCAGAGGAGGCGCUACGAGGAGAUGGAGCAGCUCAGGAGAGAGGAGGAGAGGAGACAGGCAGAGCGUGAGCAGGAGUAUAUCCGCCGUCAGCUGGAGGAGGAGCAGAGACAGUUAGAGAUCCUGCAGCAGCAGCUCCUACAGGAGCAGGCUCUUCUUCUGGAGUAUAAGCGGAAGCAGCUGGAGGAGCAGCGGCAGGCAGAGCGGCUGCAGAGGCAGCUGCAGCAGGAGAGGGCGUACCUGGUGUCCCUGCAGCAGCAGCAGCAGCAGGAGGCCAGGCCUGCCGACAAGAAGCAGCUCUAUCACUACAAGGACGCGGUGAACCCCAGCGACAAGCCAGCCUGGGCCAAGGAGGUGGAGGAGCGCUCCAAGCUCAACCGGCAGAGCUCGCCGGCGCUGCAGCACAAGGUGGCGAACCGCAUCUCGGACCCGUCCCUGCCGCCGCGCUCCGAGUCCUUCAGCAGCGGCGGGAUCCAGCCCGCCCGCACCCCGCCCAUGCACCGGCCCGUGGAGCCGCAGGUACCCUCGGCCCAGAUGGCUCACCUGGUCCCGGUGAAGUCCCACAGCCCCUCCAUGACGGGCUCCCAGUCCCUCCACGACCAGUCGGACAAGGGCGUCUCAGCCUUCCGGGAGGGCCUGGUCUCCCACCGGCCCGAGAUGCCCCGGCAGAACUCGGAUCCCACCUCCGAGACGCCCACGCCACCCCCCCGCGUCGCCAGCCGCGAGGAUAAGUUCGACCGCAGCUCCUGGCUGAGGCAGGACGACGACAUUCCGCCCAAGGUGCCCCAGCGGACGACCUCCAUCUCUCCCGCCCUGAUGAGGAAGAACUCCCCCGGGAACGGCGGAGGUCUGGGGCCCAGGACAGGCUCUCAGCUCAUCCGCGCCAGUAACCCGGACCUGAGGAAGACAGACGUCUCCAUGGAGACCGGGCUCCAGAGGACCAGCAGCGGCAGCUCCUCCAGCUCCAGCACCCCCAGCUCCCAGGGGGGGUCCCGGCCCAGCUCGCAGGCGGGGUCCAGCGAGAGGACCCGGGACCGAGGGUCCAGUAAGCCCGAGGGGUCGCCCGCCAUGACCCAGGAGCCAACCAAACCCAAACAGGAAGAGGGACGGGACGCACCCCGGCCCAGCCGACCUGCGGACCUGACUGCCCUGGCCAAAGAGUUGCGAGAGCUCCGUAUAGAUGAGACCAACCGGCCUCCCAUCAAGGUGACGGACUAUUCUUCCUCCAGCGAGGAUUCAGAGAGCAGCGAGGAGGAGGAUGGCGAGAACGAGGCGCACGACGGCACGGUGCCCGUCAGCGACAUCCCGCGAAUAAUGCCCUCAGUCCAAGGGGGGAAAGACUCAUAUGGCUUGAUAGGUAGCCAUGACGAUUCCCACGACGACUCCUAUGGCAACGGCUCCAAGGACGGCACCCUGAUGAUGAGAGAGACACUGGCAGACAGGAAGCGCUCUGGUCACGCCGAGAGCAACGGCUUUGCCGGCCACGGCAAUCUCCCCGAUCUGGUACAGCAAAGCCACUCCCCUUCAGGCACACCAACCGAGGGCAUCGGCCGGCUCUCCAACCUGCAUACGCAAGACCUGGACUCCAUCGGGGAAUAUGGAAUGGGGAGUGGUUCAAAGGCCUCCUUCACACCAUUCGUGGACCCACGGGUGUACCAGACGUCCCCCACGGACGACGACAACGAGAACUCGGCCGCAGCCCUUUUCGCCAAUGAGCUGCUGAGGCAGGAGCAGGCCAAGCUGAACGAGGCACGCAAGAUCUCCGUCGUCAACGUCAACCCCACCAACAUCCGGCCCCACAGCGACACACCCGAGAUCCGCAAGUACAAGAAGCGCUUCAACUCCGAGAUCCUGUGCGCCGCCCUGUGGGGGGUGAACCUGCUUGUGGGAACGGAGAACGGGCUGAUGCUGCUAGACCGCAGCGGUCAGGGGAAGGUCUACAACCUCAUCACCAGGAGGCGCUUCCAGCAAAUGGACGUCCUGGAGGGCCUGAACGUCCUGGUCACCAUAUCAGGAAAAAAGAACAAGCUCAGGGUCUACUACCUGUCAUGGCUCCGGAACAGGAUAUUGCACAAUGACCCGGAAGUAGAGAAGAAGCAGGGCUGGAUCACCGUGGGGGAGCUGGAAGGCUGUGUCCACUACAAAGUCGUGAAAUAUGAGAGAAUCAAAUUCCUGGUGAUCGCCCUGAAGAACUCCGUGGAGAUUUACGCGUGGGCACCGAAGCCGUACCACAAAUUCAUGGCUUUCAAGUCUUUUACAGAUCUCCAGCACAGACCCCAGCUGGUGGACCUGACCGUGGAGGAGGGCCAGAGGUUAAAGGUCAUCUACGGGUCCAGCGUGGGAUUUCACGUGAUCGACGUGGACUCGGGGAACCCCUACGACAUCUACAUCCCGUCCCACAUUCAGAGCAGUGUCUCCCCACAUGCCAUUGUGGUGCUCCCCAAGACUGACGGAAUGGAGAUGCUUCUGUGUUAUGAAGAUGAGGGGGUCUAUGUGAACACAUACGGCAGAAUCACCAAAGACGUGGUGCUCCAGUGGGGAGAGAUGCCCACCUCCGUUGCCUACAUCCACUCCAACCAGAUCAUGGGCUGGGGAGAGAAGGCCAUUGAGAUCCGCUCGGUGGAGACGGGACACCUCGACGGAGUUUUCAUGCACAAGCGAGCUCAGCGACUGAAGUUCCUCUGUGAGAGGAACGACAAGGUGUUCUUCGCCUCUGUCCGUUCUGGAGGCAGCAGCCAAGUCUUCUUCAUGACCCUCAACAGGAACUCUAUGAUGAACUGGUAACAUCUUGUCCCCUUCAUUCCCAUGCGUGAUCCUCUCCGCGUAAAGUGUGUAAGCAUACAGUACAUUUUAACACUGAUCAAAAACAAAAAAAAAUAAAUAAAGAAGAAAAAAACUGUCAGCGAACAGAGGGAGCACUGUAAAUCCUGACCCUGGCCCAAUGGCGCCUGGAGCUUGUGAGGAGGACUCUGCGUGGCGACUCCCGACUCUGCGACAGCCAGAGUUUUGACAGGACGGCACCCUGCGCUGCGGUUAAACGUCCUGUAGAGGGGGCCAGAGAGCACCAUCCCCCCCCUCCCUGCCGUGGGCCCACGCUUUUUACGAGGACUUCCGUCGAGGCCCAGCAUCAGUCGCCCGGGCACAGAUCGUCUUCUGACCGUUAGGUUUUUUUUUUCUCAUUCGCCCUCGGUUUUUAGCGUUCCUUUUGCUGAGAGGACUCGGAAGGGAGGGGGAUCCCCGGCUUUUGGCAGCGUGGGAGCCGAAGGACCAAACUCCCGACUGCGUGGAAACUAUCCAACGUGACAAAAAAAGAUGACAAAACAAAAAGCGCAGCAGAUUUGCGCCGAGGCAGAUGACCUUCAGCUGGGCGAUUUGCCCUGUCCCUUCCCUUGGCUUUUUAGCAUAGCACUGUGUGUGCACUGGAACACCUUCCUGGACUGUCUCGUUCUGUGGUAAAUGCACACCUGCUUGGGUUGGCUGAUCCUGAAGCACCAUCUCACUGCACUGUAGCUGUAGUCGGACAAGGGGCCGCCGCGGGAGCCGAUUCCUACUGCUGAGAUCCCACCGCUCUUGUCCAGAGCAGACUGUUCAUCUCCUCCUGGAGUCAGCCAAGGACUCCAGCCAUUUCAUUCACAUGUGUCAAGUCUUACCAGCUAACCUUUUUUUCCCCUGAGAGAGGUGCUUUAGGCUCCAGUUGUUUCUCUGGGUUAAAGAGAGUCACAGAUCUUUCACGGUUUAAAGAGGUUGGCGAAGAGCCGGGGAGCUCAAUGGCUUUAGCAAUGGGUGCUCAGUCUUUGGUGCCAACUACAGCCUGAUUUGUUACUGCUGAUGUGGUGUUUUUGGCGUAUGGCCAUCACCCCACUCCCCCCAUCCCCCAUCACCACGUCUUCCCUUUGAAUUAAUAGAUUUCUGCAGGUCUGUGUGAAAUCUUCGCUCUUAUUUCUUUACAUAACCUUGUCACUGAAUGGUUUUAUGAGUAUGUCUGAGAGAUGUUUUUCUUUUUUUCCGGUCUUCAUUAUCUCUAUAACUU